AUGUCAACUUCUCUUGUUGCAGAUUAUAAUUCAGAUUCUUCGAGCGGUGGCGAAGAAACUUACUCAAAUAAAGUAGAAGAAAAGAUAACUUCACCACUAAAAAUCGUACCUAAAAGUAAAAGAGAGGGUCCCGUGAAAAUCGUAGUGGACCUUCCGGAAUCUAAUCAGGAUGGUGAAGAAGAAAAAUUAAAAGAAAAGCCGAAAAGAUCAAGAUUAGGGGAUUCCAACAGCAGUGGCUUAUUUGACCUUUUACCAGCGCCCAAGAGGCCAGCAAAAAAAGAGAAUCAAAAAUCUUCUACGGAGAUUCCUACUAAAACGUCCGAUGAAAUCAAAUCUACAGGAAUUACUGGUUUUGUUCCUCACACGCUUAAAAAACGCAAGCCUAUAACAACAGAAAAAACUUCUGCUUCGAUUGAUUCGGCUGGUUCGCUCUCUAAUUCAUUUUUUCCUCUGGGUGAUGAAAUCACAAAUAUAUUGUCAUCUAAAGAUACCGGGGACGUAUCUCCAAAUAAUAUCAAAUUUGACCCAAAUGAAUUAAAUAGUGUAGUAGAUUCGCGUGAAGAUAAUAUUGCAAAUAACUCGAAUUUUUCCGCGACCGAUGAAUACACCUAUGACCAGUGGCAAGAUGUAUCUGGAUACCAAGAAUCACAUUAUAAUGAUGAUCAACAAGUUCUCAAUGGAAAUGAACAUAUACAAUCAAGCUGGGGCCUAGAUGAAGAAGUGCUUCAGCAACUAGGUAGAAGAAGAGGAAGAAAUGAAGGACCUAUUGUAGUUAAGGAGAUUAAUGCAGCAGAUCAGAUGGCCGACGCAUGGCAAUCACAAAUGGCCGACCUAUCAAACCCUUUCAAGAAAUCGGGUACAGGACAUUCGAGUUUCAAACCAACCAAGGGCCAAAAAAGAAAACAUAAUCUUAUGUACCUUGCUCACCAAGCUAGUGUUAUGGAAAACGAUUUGAAGGAGCAACAUUCCUUAAAUAAAAAGACCAAGAGAGAAACCCAAGCAAAAUAUG
Acaulospora morrowiae is the source of this 1009-nucleotide messenger RNA. NCBI's taxonomy places the organism in Eukaryota, Fungi, Glomeromycota, Glomeromycetes, Diversisporales, Acaulosporaceae. The record is from the annotation of a GenBank genome assembly.